AUGUCUAACGAGUGGACCAACUCCGUCUGGGGCUGCUUCAGCCCCAUCGAGACCUGCUUCAUGAGCUGGUGCUGCCCCUGCAUGGUCUACGGCAAACAAUCCGAGCGCCUUCAGGAUCCCGCUUUGAAAAAUGGGAGCAAUGUUAACGGCGAUUGCUGUCUCUUCGUCCUCGCCAACUGCUGUGGUUUGGCUUGGGUCCUUUCGAUGAUGAAGCGGCGCGACAUGCGUGAGAAAUUCGGCAUCAAAGGCUCUGUGGGCGAGGACUGCAUUCUCUCCUGCUGCUGCCCGUGCUGCGUACUCGUUCAGCAAGAGAAGGAACUCGAUGCUCAGGCUAGCCGGUUUCAAUCCGCGACUGGGUACCAGGCACCGACGUCUAUGGCGUACACGCCCGCCUGA
Messenger RNA from Aspergillus nidulans FGSC A4, 396 nucleotides. RefSeq names its product PLAC8 family protein. The transcript has 3 exons. The record is from RefSeq and is a predicted model, not a curated record. The coding region runs from base 1 to 396 and encodes 131 amino acids. NCBI's taxonomy places the organism in Eukaryota, Fungi, Ascomycota, Eurotiomycetes, Eurotiales, Aspergillaceae.